Molecule: messenger RNA, 3183 nt
Organism: Sphaerodactylus townsendi
Lineage: Eukaryota; Metazoa; Chordata; Lepidosauria; Squamata; Sphaerodactylidae
Gene: VAMP2
Product: vesicle associated membrane protein 2
Exons: 5
Coding region: 121-471 (116 amino acids)
Biological process (GO): SNARE complex assembly; vesicle-mediated transport; vesicle fusion
Cellular component (GO): SNARE complex; plasma membrane
Molecular function (GO): syntaxin-1 binding; SNAP receptor activity
Source: RefSeq, a predicted model, not a curated record
CGGAUGUGACAGCCCGGCCGCCAUCUUGCAGCCUCGGCAGAAAGACCCGCACCGUUCGGAGAGCGCGAGCCCAGCCGUCCCCCGCCGCCGCUGCCGCCGCUUCGUCUGCACUCCGCGGAGAUGUCAGCUCCUGCUGCCGGUGCCCCCCCUGCCGCUGGAGGAGAGGGGGGUGGCCCUCCUCCCCCACCCCCCAACCUCACCAGCAACAGAAGACUCCAGCAAACGCAGGCACAGGUCGAUGAGGUGGUGGACAUCAUGCGGGUGAAUGUGGACAAGGUACUUGAGAGGGAUCAGAAACUUUCGGAAUUGGAUGACCGCGCAGACGCCCUGCAGGCUGGAGCCUCCCAGUUCGAAACCAGUGCCGCAAAGCUCAAGCGCAAGUACUGGUGGAAGAAUCUAAAGAUGAUGAUAAUUCUGGGGGUGAUAUGCACCAUUAUCUUGAUCAUUAUCAUCGUUUACUUCAGCACCUAGUGGAAUCUACGGAGCCAUUUCCCACCCAGGAGCAGCGGCCGGGAGAGGCGCGAGGGGGCGACACAUCCCCCCUCCUCUAGAUCUCAGCCAUAUCUUCCAGCCCCGCCCCCCCAACCCCUGACAUACUCCCCGCCCCUCCCUGUCCCCCCUGUGUGUGUGUGUGUGUGGGUUUGCAUUGCGUGUGGGUGUCCUGUAAAUAGCCUGAUUUGUUAUUUAUACAUAUAUAUAUAUAUAAUAUUAAUAAUAAUUAUAUUUUGUCUGUUUGUAGAUUUAUUACUAGACUUUCCAUGUGUCAUGGAAUCUCCCUCCUCCUUUCCUUCUUCUGCCGACCCCCCCCCCCCCCCCCCCCCCCCACACACACAACUUCUCUCUCUCUCAGACGGUGUUUUUUCAAUGUCUUGAUUUUUAAUUACAAUCUUGGAGGACCAAGGAUUUCCCUUCCUUUCCCUUCUUAGUUGGGCUCAGAAAUUCCUCGACGCCUCUAGCUGCUAUUUAUUUAUUUCUGUGGGUUUUCUUUUUUUUUAACCCUGUCCUGUCCCCAAAGGUUUCGGGGCGGGCUGCAACAUAAAAUCCCCCCGCCCCCAAAUGGCGACUCGAGUUCCUUUGAAUGCGGCUCCUCUGUGCUUUUUUCCCCCCUUUUCGUUUCACCUCAGAAAUGUCUAAAUUCUUCACCGACGGCUGCAACCGGAGCACAGCGAUUUCCCAUGCCGUGUCACUGCCUGCCUGGGAUUUCUGUGCUCCGAGUGGCUCGGAUCAGACUGUGCUGGUGGUUCGUUGUGAAUUUCUCUGCCCGCCCCCUUCCCUGCAGAACAAAAUAUUUACCCCCUUUUGUGAUCUUCUGUAACAUUCCUGGAGUUGUGCCGUGUGCUGUGUCUUGACAAGUAAUCAACACUACACUUUAAAGCUCCCUCUCGUUCAGCAAGGGGGGGGGGGGCGAGUAUGGGAACCCUGCCGGAGUCUUCCCUGCUGAAAUAGAAUGAUGCUGGUGUCUUUUCCUGCCAUAAUUAUCCUGUCUGGAAACUGCCUCGUUUUCUUUAAAGAAACAGAAAAUGUACAUUCCACACUUCUCCUGAAAAGGAGGUGAGAUAUUUUAAGAAAAUGUGGAGGGAUCUUGACUUAUUGUUCCCAGAAUAACUAUGAUUCCUUCUGUUUAGCUGUCACUGCCUAUUAGUAGGGAAUUGAUAUGUGUGUGAGCAUGAAUGUGUGGGGUGGGGGUGGGGGCACAAGGGGGAUUUAGUUCCUUCCAGGAAGCGCUGGGGAAGGUUUCUUGAAAGCGGCGUCAACAAAGCCGUUUUGGUACCAAGUAAUAUGGGGAUUUCGGAAACUGAGGACAGUAAGGCUACGUAAUCCACGGGCCAGUGGGAAAAUAUCUUUUCUGUCUAGUCCUGUUUCGAUUUUAAGUAGGCUCCAAAUGCCCCUUGUGUCUCCGAUCCUGCCUCUGCCCCAAAGCCAAGUUUCCACUUAGGGUCUCCGCUUUUGACUUCUGAUUGGAACUGGCAGCCAAGGGGUUAGUUAUGCGUGCAUGUGAGUGUGUGGGGCGGGCGAGACCCGAGUCUGGGGGAGAUGAGUCAGUCUGACGACUGGCUUGUUGGGAAAUACCCCCUCCCCAUUUUCCGCCCCUGUCCCAGAUCAGCCAAUUCUGCCCUGCAAAUGUUAUAAUUGUGAUUAUCGUGGCGAGUGACUCUCUCCAAUUCUCUGUUGAGCACAAACUGCCAUCUUUCUUGGCCCGUUUAUAGCGUUGGUGACUUGUGACUUUUUUAAUUUUUUGGUACAUCUUUCCCUUUUUCCCUUCUCGCCUCCCCCCCCCCAACCUCCCCCCCUUUCCCCCUGAGAAGAAACAGAAUUCUCCCCUUUCGACUCUCUCUGUGUACCGAUCGCUCUCCGAUGCCAAGGAAUCGCAGGAGGAACGAGAAGACAGGCUUCGCUAUUUCAUGGCAUGAUAUCGCGUGAUGGCGGUGGGGCACCCUGGCCAAACUGGAGGGAAGUAUUGGCACGGGGUGUCCCACCCCGGAGGGGUGUGAGUAUGAGCGGGAAGAGAGAGGAGGAAGAAUAUGUCUGUUAAUGUCCUAGCUGCCACUGUGGAGGGACAUGGGAGCCAGGAGGUUACAUGACCAACAUCCUUUCCUUCUCUGUCCUCUUGUCCAGAGUAGAGCUGGCGUGUUCUUGGGUGAGUGUUUAGCUUUGCGGACUGCCUGGGGGGACAGUUCAAGGUAUGUGUGGGAGGGGGGGUGCAGCGAUGGGAGAGGGAAACUCCUUUGGGCAUCCAGUAGCUAAGACCACUUGGCUUGUCCCCACCUGUAUACGCAGUCCAGAAGGGAAAGUGUACCUGUUCAGGUCAAACAGGUGUAUGCAUUUAUUUAAUGGGGAAGGGAAGAGAGAAGGAGCUGCAAUUCUUUAGCUGGACAGUAGGUGUCACUGCUACUCUCCAGCUCCCCAAAGAGAGUCUCUGGCAAGACAUAAGAGACCCAAGAAGGGGCAGAAUUAAUUCAUGUGCCGAGUUCCCAGCAAGCAGGUACACUAGGUUUACGGCUGAGGCGUAAGGCUCUGUUGUUCUGCUGCUCGCCCUUCCUCCUCCUCUCUCUUCCUCAGCAGGCCUGGGUUUAUUCAGGAAGGGGUUGGAUCCAGUGUGGGCAGAACCGGGGGUGACUAUGCUGUGAAAAAAAAAUUAAAUUUUAAAAAAAGUACAAUAAAUGUCCUGUGGAGAACGCCAAA